UGUCAAUCCAUCCAUAUAAAUAAUCAACAAAUCAAUCAAAUCAAAAACAAAAUAUAACUGUAAAUAUGGUGUUUUCCAAAUAGAAAGUGAUUUAUUAGUUUUUUAUUCCAGUUAUUUGAAUGUAAUGCUUAUAUAAUAAUAACAAUUUGGUAUCUUUAUCCUUUAAAAAUGGGUUACAUUCAAGGAAUUUUGAAAUUUUUAGUUAAUAGACUUUUGGAAUUGUCUAUUGUGGUGAUUAUAAUUUUGUUCAUCCCGAAUUUACCACCAUACAGUCAGUUUACAAAAUCAGUUAAGUUACCUCCUCCUCAUCCUUUACAAGGAUCUCUAUCUCUAAACCAAAAAUUAAAUAAUGUUGAAAUAAAGUAUCAAGGAAGAUUGUCAGGUCCAGAAUCAUUUUCAGAAUAUGACGGUGAACUAUACACAGGAUUAAAUAGUGGAGAUAUUGUGAAAUUAACCGGAAAUCAUAUAUCACCCAUUGUUAAGACUGGUAAACCUUGUAAAGCACAAUAUGAAGAGAGAAUUUGCGGAAGACCUUUAGGUUUAAAGUUUCACAAAGGACUUCUUUAUGUAGCUGAUGCAUAUUAUGGUAUCUUAUCUAUUAAUGUUAACAAUGGCAAGAAAAAGGUCUUGGUUUCACCAGAUCAAAUAAUCGAUGGCAAAAAGUCCAAAUGGUUUAAUGGUAUAGCUGUGUCCAAAAAUGGUGAUAUCUUUUGGACAGACUCCUCAAGUACUUUUCAUCUGGAGAAUGGAUUAUUUGAGCUGUUGUCAGAUCCAUCUGGUAGGUUAGUUCAUUAUGAUGCUAAAACAAAAACGAAUACAGUGCUUAUCGAUAAAAUUCAUGCAGCCAACGGUGUAGCUCUGUCUGAUGACGAAGAAUUCGUUUUAGUAUCAGAAUCUGUUACCGGUAGAAUUCUUCGUUACUAUUUGAAAGGUUCGUUCAAGGGAACAUAUGAUGUUUUUAUUGAUAGAUUACCAGGUCUUCCAGACAAUAUUAAUUCUGACAAUGCUGGCGGAUUCUUAGUAGCACUUGUUACACCUAUCGACGACGAGCAUCCAAAUAUUGUGCAGAUUCUGCAGCAAUUUCCUUUGGCUAGAAAAUUCAUUGUCAGAAUGUUGGGGAUUACACAAUGGAUUUUUGAACAAAUAAAUAAGAUUUAUCCAAAUGAUAUGGCCAAAAUGGGAGUAUACACUGUUGGAAGGAUUGCUCCACUUACACAAUUGGUUGAAUCUUCUCGAGUGACCAUACUACGAAUAUCCAAAGAUGGUGUAAUACUGGACAGUUUGCAUGCUACAAAUAAAAAAAUACGCGCCAUAUCCGAAGCUUACAUCUUUAACAAAUUUCUUUACCUCGGAUCAUCGCAAGAAGAUUACGUAGCAAGAAUUUCGUUGGCUGAGAUAGGUUGGAAACAUCUGGACCACAGUAAAAAGAAUCAAUGAAAUAA
Messenger RNA from Diabrotica balteata, 1442 nucleotides. The record is from the annotation of a GenBank genome assembly. NCBI's taxonomy places the organism in Eukaryota, Metazoa, Arthropoda, Insecta, Coleoptera, Chrysomelidae.